Messenger RNA from Panicum hallii, 1721 nucleotides. RefSeq names its product E3 ubiquitin-protein ligase RFI2-like. Gene Ontology annotation, molecular function: ubiquitin-protein transferase activity. The transcript is spliced from 6 exons. Lineage: Eukaryota; Viridiplantae; Streptophyta; Magnoliopsida; Poales; Poaceae. The coding region runs from base 136 to 1422 and encodes 428 amino acids. The record is from RefSeq and is a predicted model, not a curated record.
CGGACACACCGUCCUCAUUUCUCUCUCUGCCCCCCACCCUCCUCUCCCCUCCCCUCCCGUGCGAGCUCCCGCCCCCACCCCAGAGCGCCUCCGUCGCGAGAGAGGCAGCAGGCGGCUCGCCUGGGGGAGGCGUCGAUGGAUCUGGAGAGGUCGCCGCCGGCGUCGCCGGCGGAGGCGGCCGGUGGCGGGGGCGGGGGCGCGGCUUGUUCCAUCUGCCUGGAUCCGGUGCUCGCCCGCGGCGGGGGCCGCUCCGUCGCCAAGCUGCAAUGCGGCCACGAGUUCCACCUAGACUGUAUUGGAUCUGCAUUUAAUGCAAAAGGAGCAAUGCAAUGCCCUAACUGUCGGAAGAUUGAGAAAGGUCGCUGGCUUUAUGCAAGCGGACACCGCCCUUCUGCUGAUAUUGAUAUGGGUGGCUGGGCGACUAGUGACAACUAUGAUAUCACCUCUGACCUUCCAUUUGGGUUUCAGUGGUGCCCCUUUAGUGGAUUCACCCAGCUAGCAUCUGUGUUUGAGGAGCGUGAAGCUGAGCCAACUUCUUAUCACACAAUUGGAGAUCACUCAAGUGCUGCAAGCAGUUCACUUGUUUGCCCAUAUCUUGCCCUGCGUGGUUUUCUUCAUCCUGUGCAUGUACCUUCUACUUCUAAUUCUGGUGCUGAAAGCACUUCAUUUCAUCGGCAUUCAACUGGCUUGGAAGGCCAUGCAACUCCAGAUUUGAGUAAUGCUCAAGUUUUCCAUGCUACCGAGUCAAGAAAUCAUGACAGUGAGCACAGACAUUUGAGUAAUCUUCCUGUAUCAGGAAUUCCUGAUCAUUCUAUGGCUCCAUUUGGUAUAGGACUACCAAGAUAUGACACCAGCAGCCAACAGAGAUCCAGAUCAUAUGCGCGUCAUCAUCCCCUAAUCCAUAGGCCAACACCUCGCAGUGGAAACAAUUUGGUAGCACCCUUAGGGUCUGCUCCAGCUGUUGUGGCAGAGACUAGAGGCCAUGGUCAUGGUGCACGAGGCCAUAUGUACCAACAGUCGAUGCACUCCUCUAUGCAGAGCAGCCCAUUCCCUCCUACCACUAGAAGGGUUAGGCCGAGGGCCUUGACAAUUACAUCUUUUAUUGCAGCAUCAUCCUCAGCUGAGGUUGGAGGGCCCCAUGGAUUUUCAGCCCCUGGAGCUGUGAACAGGAGCAUUCCUGAUGCUGAGGGCAUCACUAGACCCAUGGACCGACCAUAUCCUUGGGGGCGAGAGGGCUUUGCACCGUUCCCUUGGAUCCCUGCUGAAGGCGAGUCUCACUGGUGGGGCACCUUCAAUCCUAUGCAGAACCCGGCACAUGGAAGUUUUACCAGAAGGCCUGCUGGUGAGCGGAUGCCGCAGAGUCACCCAGAGAACGGCUAUCCGCCUGUGCCUCCUCCCCAGAGGAUGCCACCGUUCUUGUGAUUAGUGAAGGCUAUUCUGCAAUUAUUGUGUAUAAAAUUUAUUUGAUUCUAGACUUGAGAGAAGAGGGGAAGAAGAUCAGCUGCGCUGCAGUGUCGAAACUGGUUGGUUAAAGGACCUGUAUGAUGUUUAUGCCGCUGGUAUUUUAGCGUUUUCGGUCCAGCAGCACUCAGGCUUUGUUGAGCGCUGUCCUAACUGAUGCGUUGUUUCAUUGAGCAGAAUUAUUUGAAAACAUGAGCUAAACUGCAUCUUUGGUCGCCAUGAGUCGAGUGCAGCUAUGAAUACAAGACAGUGGGUAUUCA